AUCAUCUUGAAACAGGCGCCUACCACAUAACAUCAGUGUGAUGAGCCCCAUCCAGGAAUGCAACGUCCUGUUAAGAGACUCUUGGCUACCGAUGUACAGCUUGUUCAAACCCAGCAACAGAAUUUGGGGCUGUUUUUAAGCUGUGCUUGCUCUGGUGGCCCUUCUGCUUCAUAGAUCUACAAUUGCUGGCAUUGUCAGUGAAGAUUUUUAGAGUUCUUUUCCUUCUCGGCUCUCAACCGACAAGAUGAUCGACUUGAGCUUUCUUACAGAUGAAGAGCAAGAGUCAAUUUUGAAAGUGCUGGAGCGAGAUUCAGACUUAAAGAGAACUGAAGAGGAGAGAAUCAGGCAUUUACCUGAAAAAGUAAAAGAUGAUACCCAAGUCAAGAAUAUGAGUGGGCAGUGGUUUUAUGAAGCCAAGGCAAAGAGGCACAGAGAGAAAAUACAUGGAGCCGAUAUUAUCCGGGCAUCAAUAAGAAGGAAGCCCUUGACAACAGCUGAGCUGAGUCAGAGUAAGUCGGGCAAUGCCAAAAGCAGCUGGGUGAACAACGUCAACAAAGAGAUCUUCGCGUCGCCAGAACAGUUGGGUGUCACUGAAGAUAAGGAGAGGGAAUCGAAAUCUAACCAGAGUCCUAAAAUGUUCAAUGCAGCCUCCAACACAUUAGAGAAACCCCAGGACGAAACAAGGAAGCCAGCUCUUUCACCAUCUAAGCAAAGGAAAAAUCCAUUUAAUGACUCAGCUGGACCAGAAGACAAUGCAAAAACUGAGCAGCUGGAAAAUGGAAUGGCUGAUUCAUUGGAAACAACAGAGAAAGUCACUCAUUCACCUUCAGUAGAAAACCAAUCCAGAGCAAAUUUAUUGAAUUACAGCAAAAUAGAAGGAUCACAAAAACCUUCUAUAGAACCAGGGCAGACAGGAAAAAUGCCUAUACCAAAAGCUAGGAAAAAUGCCCACAAGACCUCAGAUGUCACCUUGCAGAGUAAAGAUUCCUUACCCAAAGUGCCUAAAAGGAUCAAGCAGAUCAAUAGCCAAGGGAGGCCACCCAAGAGCAUCCUCAAACGAAGCUCAAGUUCAAGUUCCACAGAUUCUGAAGUGUUGCGUCUUAGUCAAACCUUGGAACCAUCUAGUAAAAGUGGAUUACCAACCUCCACCAUCCUUGAAGAUGUUGCAGAGAAGAGCCCUCCCUCAGGAGAAGACUACUCGCAAAACUCACUGGAAAGACUAAAGCAAGUCAAGUUCUCUUCCAGUAUAAAUAGAAAUGAAUGUCCACCAAAUCUUGAGUUGCAUGAGGGCAAAGAACCUGGGGAGUUCAGUUUGUUAGACUCCGACUGUAUUAAGACUAAUGAUAAAGUAAAUUAUUUAGAUACACAUCAAAACAGGGCAUCUUGUCCAUCAAAGCCACCACGAUCCUAUUCACCAGCUUUAAAUGGUAAUGUGAAAGAUGGACAAGUAUCUCAAGAAGGAGAAGCACCUCCAGGUUCCUACAGUUUUAAUGACUCAGAUCUGCCAUUGUUGGUAAAAAGUUCUCCCGUAGAAGCUGUACUUCCUGUGGAACCAUCCAGAAAGAUUGUUCCCAGCACUGUGGACAAGCAAACUGUUCCAGUUCAGUCUCAGACCAAAACUGAGCAGCUGAGUCCUGAGCCAAGUGCCACCCCACAAAGCAGCACUGGCCAGGAGUUGCCUUUGGCUGAGACAGAAGAACCUGAGAUGCCAAAAACUGGCCACGCAGACCUUGAACAAGGUAAGCCUGCACUUGUUGAGGGUCACAGUGUUGACAAACAUGCUGCUGAGAAUUUGAAGGCAACUGAUGAAUCCAUAUCCAAAGUGCUAGACUGGUUCAAAAGAAGUUCCGGUACCGCCGAUAAAGAAACAGUUUUGAUAACCCCUCAAGGAAGGGCAUUUGCAGAAGAGAUGGACACCCCAAAGCCGAUGGAAUUGUCUGUAACGGGAGAAGAUAAUGGGCCAAAUACAGAUACAUUAAAUCUGAAUCCCUCUCUGAAUGAAAGAGGCGAGCCAGCGAGCGAAGUCUUGAGGCUCGGUGAUGUCCUAAAGCAACCAGGACAAUUAUCGUUUUUGGAAAAUGAAAGUCCAAGCAAUGUGUUUCUAGGAGAGCAAGCUAGUUUGAAUCAAAGCAGAGAAAAACAGAAUACAGCUUCUAGCAGCCAAGGGCAGAAUAUUCAUAUCGCUAAGAAAACACAUCUCCAGACCUUUGAUCAGAGUGAGAACAAGAUGGAUAAAAGCAGUGUGAAAGACAUACCUGAAGAUGCUUUGUGCAGAAGACUAAAAGCUUUUGAAGAUAAAGCACAUAUGGGCUUGAAAAGCACUGAAGCUCCUUUUGGAGGAGAAAUGAAAACUAGCCCACAGGUAUGCACUGAUGGAGAGAGAGAUGUUAAAUCUUUCUUGGAAGAAGAAAACGUUGAGCCUAAAUCUGGAGAAACUCUGAAAGAACCUAAAGGAAAGGACUGUAAUUUUCUAGACACAGAAAGCAUGCCCCAUGCCAACAAUAGGGGUAACCUGGUCUUGCAACAACAUGAUUUAAAACAAUCAUCAGUGAUAGGAGAUAAGAAAAGAAUCAAGGAUAUUAGGGCUUUCUGGGAAGGUGGGAAGGUGACUCCAAAGCCUGCAAAUAAGGAAGAUCUUACAAAUGAAAAUAUGUCUAGCUACACAAAGGAAUACAGUGGGAUAAGACCAAUGGGUGGAUCUUCUGGAUAUGUAACAAGUGAAUCUGACAAUGAGCAAAGCAAAUAUAAUUUAGUUACCUUCAGAAAAGUUGAGCUAAGUGAGGAGGACUCUGAAAUGGAAGAUGAUGGUGUCAAGUUGUUUUCAGGAACCAGAGGGCCAAUCCAGGUGCAUCAAUCAACAGGAAGUCGAGUCAUUGAUAUAUCUAAUGAAGUACUUUCAAGUGACCAGAAAAAUACUGACUGUGCAGGAUUGCUGGAUGAUGGCAAUUUGCAACCAAGUCACAAAGCGAUGCCAUUUUCUAAAGAGGAUGAAAGACCAGAGGCCACUGCUUUAGAAAAAGGGAAUAUUCCACCCACUCUGCAACCAAAGCCUCAUUUUAAGAUUCAUUCACUGAAAGAAAAAAUAGAUGAAGAAUCCAAGUCUCAGAUGCUCAACCCUUCCCAGUUUCAGAGCCUGAGAAGCUUUUGGGAUGCGGGGACUAAACUACAGAGCAGGACUGAUGAGACCAUCCCACAGAGGAGUAAGAGUAAUACUGGAAGUUACAUGAAAGAGUUACAAGAAGGAAUCGGAACUAGCCAGGCAGUUUUGGAAGGUGGGAGGUCUGGUUUUCCUCUUCAGGAAGAGAGAAUGAAAACACCCCCUGUUAAGAUUUCACACCAAAGACCUUUAGUGGAAAGAAUUGUGAUUUCAAAGCAUGUGGGAGAACCCAUGCUUUCCCCAUCAGCAGUGACUGUACCCAUGCAUUUAGAUUAUGUCCUGACAAGGGACAAUGAGUCUUCCCAUGUGCUUCCAGUAAAAGAACAUGCAGAAAUAAAAAUUGUUUCACCAGAAAUACAGCAUAGUGUUGUUAACAGUGGUUUUCAGAAACUGCCGGUUGAAGAGUCGCAGGAGUCAUGUUAUCCACCAAUUCCUGAGAAAGGGAUUCCACGGGUGGAGUUGGUAGCAAAGGGUCAAAUGCCUUACAGUGACCAGAUUCAAGAACCUAGUUUUGUCCCUGCAGACACAAAUAGAAGAGCUGUACUUAAGGCAAGUGAGGUUGUAGAAACUGUAAAUAGGGCUUCAGUCCCACCAAAAGCUGAUGAUGAUGCUUUAAAUAAGAGUUUGGAGAAGUUGCUAAAGGAAACUUCUGAUGCACAAGCCUCUUCCAGUCAUCAUAUAAUAGUGGAUGUUUCUGAACCAGCAGCUCCUAUGUCAGAGAAAAGGAAUUUUUUCAAUAGGGUGAUGGAGCGCAGCCAUCAUUCUUAUUCCAGUGAUCAAAAAGAGAGCAGGAUGGAAUCUCAAAGAGAAGGAACUGUUGAAAAACAUGACUUAUGCCAAACUCAGCCUGCUGAAUUUAAAUUUAGCACGGGAAGUUUGCCUAGAUCAUCUGCUCGGGAAGAAAGCUUGCCGAUUCCAUCAGCAGAGUUGAUACGACCUGAUUCCAGUGGUGCUGUUCAGAACAGAACAGACUCUCCUGAGAAAGAGAUUCUUGAGAUGGUGUUUAAAAAUAAUGUCCCACCAAACACAGCAUGCAGCGAUUUGAAUGCUAAACUCAUCAGUCUGUUGAAAGAAUCGGCAAAAUUGCCCACUGCUGAGAAUAUUUUGGAAACACCACUUGAUAGUAUUCCUAAAGAGGGUCAGCAAAAGCCCUGUGAACAAAUGACUGAGGAGAAAGAGUUUGCUUCACCCCAAAUGUCCAGUCAUUUGAGAGAGACAAUGAGUGAGACACUUGUGGGAAGCAAAGAUGCAAAGAAAGAUGACAACAUGCUGAUUGUAGUGCAAGAUGACGCAUCAGAAGCAAUUAAACAAUGUGCAAACCAUAAAGAGAGAAUUCAGGGAGAAUUAGUUGAUGAGCAACCUGAGGAAGUGAUGGAAACAGUUGUGAAAACUAUUAAACCAAAGACACGUGAUCAUGCAGCAUUUAGAGCUAAUUUAAAAAAACUUAAUGAAGACGUGACAAUGUUAGUUGGGGACAUAGAAAUUCCUAAAGUAACACGAACCACAUUACAGCCCAAUCAGUCUGUGAGCUCAGUUUAUGCCAAAGAUGCAUUGGAUACUCAGGAAGUAACUGAAGCAAUAGAAAAAGCUACUGUUCCUUCUAAUUCUAGACAUGCUGAAUUCAAAGCCCGUUUCCAAACAUUACUCAUGGAAAACUCUGAAAUCUUACCACAUAGCCAGAACAAUACAGAGAGUAGCAGCGAGGCACAAAUAAACAGAAAGUCUACUCAGAACAUAGGCUUUAUCAAUCAACAGGAAAUAGACGGUGGUCAAGAAAUUAAUGAAACUGUAAACAAGAAUAGUGCACCCUCCAGAUUUCAGCAAAGUGAAUUUAAUUCUAGCUUACAGAAAUUACUUAAGGAAGCUGCUCAAAGACCACCUUCUCACCCAGAAUAUUUAAGCCUUUCCCAAGAAGAAACUGUAAUGAAAUCUGUUGCUCCAGCAAAAGAUGUUGGUUCAUUGAAGUCUAACUUAGAAAAGUUAAUUUGGGAAAGUUCUGAUGCUGCCUUUCAGCCUCCCACAGUCAACUGCAAGAAAGUUACCUGUCAUUCAACACCUGAUUUAGAUGAACAAAGCUCACCUGUAAAAAUGCCAACAUUGACAGAGACGGUGUCGAGUGAUCACCGUAGUGAACUUAAAAUCCCACUUACAGUGAAGGCCUCCAGACAUGAUAAACAAAUUGAAGAAGGAGCAAACAUUUCAGAGAAUAUGGUUUUCCAAAAAAUUAUCCAUCUUAACCUAGCAUCUUCAGAAACCCCAUGUCUGGAAAAACAGGAGGGUUCUCCUUCCACAGCCAAUAAGAAAGAGAAGAAAGGUAUAGAAGAGGAAGAAACAGAACUUUCCAUGGCCAAUGCUUCGUUAGUUGAUGUCCACAAAAGCCUGAGUGUGGGGCAUGGAUUGCAAAGGUCAAGCACCCCACUCUCUGGAAGUCCUCUCCAAACAAGGGAAGUUGAGCUUCAGCUUGCUGCCCCUCAUACUGGUGAUGACAAUGAUGAUGAUGGAGAUGCCAGGAAUUUUGAGUCAGAUUUUUCAGAUGAAAAUAAAUCCUGUCUGGGAAUCCAAAGAAGUCCAAUAUGUUCGGAGGAAGAGUUGAACCCUGUUAUGAAGGCUCUGAAAAGGAAUUCAAAUAGGCAAAUUCCUUCCAAAAGUCUAGAGGACAUACCAACAGCCACAUCAAAUAAAGAAAAAAUAAACCUUGCCAGGGAAGACUUAGUGCUUAGUGCUGAAGAUGUCUCCACAGCACCUUCUUUCUCUGACAGUCAGUUCUCACGUCCGGAAAAAAUCAAGAUGAUGAGCAAAUCGGUCCCAGCAUUUCUUCAGGAUGAGAGCGAUGACAGAGAGACAGAUACAGCAUCAGAGAGCGGUUACCCACAUGGGAGAAUCACGAAGAGCCCAAGUUCGCUAACCAAUCUUAGUGGCUCUUCUGGCUUGGCGUCCUUGUCUUCUGUGAGCACCAGUGUGAUGAGCGUUUAUAGUGGAGAUUUUGGCAAUGUGGAUGUUAAGGGGAACCUCCAGUUUGCCAUUGACUAUGUGGAGCAGUUGAAGGAGUUCCAUAUUUUUAUUGCCCAGGGCAAGGAUUUGGCUAUUGCAGACGUUAAAAAGCAACGUUCAGAUCCAUAUGUGAAGAGUUACCUGCUACCAGAAAAAUAUAAACUGGGCAAAAGGAAGACAUCUGUGAAGAAGAAAACAUUGAAUCCUGUCUACAAUGAGAUAUUACGGUAUAAAGUAGACAAGGCUGUUUUGGAGACUCAAAGACUGAAUAUCUCAGUUUGGCAUCAUGAUACUUUUGGGCGCAAUAGCUUCCUGGGUGAAGUGGAGCUGGACUUGGCAAACUGGGACUGGAAUGACAGUCAGAACAAACAAAUGAUAUGGUACCCAUUGAAACCGAGGACCCCCUUAACAGGACUAGAAAUUGAAAACAGAGGGGAUAUAAAGAUAGCUCUCCAGUAUGUCCCACAGCCUGCUGGAGGCAAAAAGACUCCAGCCACUGGGGAAGUUCACAUUUGGGUAAAAGAAUGCAAUGAUCUCCCGGUCCUUAGAGGCCCGAAGCUCAACUCCUUUGUGAAGUGUACCGUUCUUCCAGAUACAAGUAGAAAGAGCCGUCAGAAAACAAGAGCUGUUUCGAAGACAACGAAUCCAGUCUUCAACCAUACCAUGGUUUACGAUGGCUUCAGGCCUGAAGACUUGAAAGAAGCAUGUGUAGAACUUACUGUCUGGGAUCAUAAUAAACUUGCCAAUCACUUCCUGGGAGGACUUAGAAUAGGACUUGGAACAGGCAAAAGCUAUGGUACUCCAGUGGACUGGAUGGACUCUACAUUAGAGGAAGCCAGCCUAUGGGAAAGGAUGAUCAACUCUCCCAACACUUGGGUAGAAGACACACUGCCACUCCGGAUGCUGAUGGUGGCAAAAAUGACGAAGUGAAGAUGAUGCUGUAAUAGGUUCCUUCCAGUUGAUAUGACUUGCUGGAGUUUGAUGGAAAGAAGAGCCAGAGAGAUACAAAGAUGAACUUCUAGGGGACCAAUUCUUUCAGGUUUAACUUCAGCAGAGGGCAUCUUUACAUUGCAUAUAACUUUACCUUGUUUUUGCUGAAUGCUACCACGAUAAAGCAGGUUAGUGUCCAAUUAUCCGCUGGUACUGUGUUUUAAAUUAAACUCUUUUAAUCUUUAAUAAAUAUGUAUUAAAACAUGAAAUGUAUUUAAAAUAUUAUGUACAGUUGUCCUGUGUGGUCUUUUAAAUAGAUCAUGAAAAACAGUUAAAUGAUUUCACUAAGUGACCAUGCACCGUUUUUUCCCAUUGUUCUGAGGUUCCCCAAAUCUGUGUGUGAAUAUUUCAUGUAAUAUCACAUGAUUUUUACUUACAUCUUAAUGCUUGAUUAAUGCUUGAAGAGUAGGUAUCAGCUGUGGCUAGGAAGGCCUUUGCACAACUCCAUCUGGUGUACCAGUUGCACUCUUUCCUAGAUUGGGGGGCCCUUCAGACAGUCACUCAUCUCCUAGUCACCUUGCAGCUUGACUACUGCAAUGCUUUCUACAUGGGGCUGUCCUUAAAGACCACCCGGAAGCUUCAACUGGUCCAGAAUGCAGCCGCACAGGCAGUGAUGGGCAUGCCUUGGUAUGUCCAGGUAACACCUCCGCUUCAUGAACUGCACUGGUUGCUGGUUUGCUUCUGGGUGCAAUUUAAGAUGCUGGUUGUUACCUAUAAAACCCCUUCAUGGCAUAGAGCCUGGUUACUUGAGGGGCUGCCUGUCUCCCAUAACUUCUGCCCAGCUGAUUCAAUUCUGCAAGAUUGGCAGGCUCCAGGUUCCUUUGAUGAAAGAAUGUCAUCCCUCAGGACCCUGGAAGCACACCUUCUCUGUAGCAGUCCUGGCCCUCUGGAAUGAGGUUCCCCCCAAGAUCUGGAUGGCCCCCACUCUGCUGUUAUUUAGAUGAUCCGUGAAGAUCUGACUCUUCACCCAGGCCUUCAGUGAGGUAGAGCAAGACCCUUCUCUUCAUCAUGCUAGCUAUCUUAUAUCUUUAUUUUUUUAUUUUUUGCUUUUAUUGUAAUUGCUUUGAUUGUUGUGAGCCACCCAGAGUCAUUGAGAAUUGGGCAGUGUACAAGUUUAAUAUAUCAUCUUCAUCAUCUCAUUUAUUCCACUUAGAUAUGAAUCAGUGCUGACAUUGAGAAAAUUCAUAGCAAUUGCAAGCCGGUAGUGGUACAGAUGAUGCUGUGAUGGGGACUCAGGAGACAAGUGUAGACAAAUGGCUGCUGACUGAAAACACCUAUUCCAGUCACCAAGGUAUCUUAACCAGUGUUCAUCCAGUUGAUGUUCUCCAGAUAUUUUGGACUUCAGCUUCCACUGUCUAGCAAAUGUAGGUGUUGAAGUCCAGCCCAGAUGGUGGAUACUGGGUUAGGGAAGACUGGUCUAGUGUUCAACAUAAUGGCUGAAUUCACUACACACUUAAUUCAGUCAUGGUGGUAUGUUGUGCAAAGACCAUACUCAAUUCAGUAGUAGAGUUAGGAUUAGUUUUGACCCCAAAAAGCCUGGGCUUGUUUUGACUUAAACUUCAUUCCUGAGUCAGCAACAUCCAGUUAGUUGUGGGGAAGUUUCUCAUCCUUGCCUCAUCAGUCUCCCCAGA
Messenger RNA from Candoia aspera, 8769 nucleotides. RefSeq names its product synaptotagmin like 2 (gene SYTL2). The coding region runs from base 245 to 7078 and encodes 2277 amino acids. The transcript is spliced from 18 exons. Gene Ontology annotation, molecular function: small GTPase binding; neurexin family protein binding. Lineage: Eukaryota; Metazoa; Chordata; Lepidosauria; Squamata; Candoiidae. Gene Ontology annotation, biological process: exocytosis; intracellular protein transport. Gene Ontology annotation, cellular component: plasma membrane; exocytic vesicle. The record is from RefSeq and is a predicted model, not a curated record.